AGAAGGAGCCCCGUUGGCCUCGCCGCCACGCCAGCCACGCGAAGGAGGCUGCAAAGCGGCGAAAUCUUCGCGGGUUCGCCAGUUUUUUCCUGGCGUCUUUGUUUGGACGAGGAUCCGUUCAUUACGAGGAACCCACGGGGGCUGCCAUGUCAUUCGCCCGAGGUAUCCGCUAAAAACAGAUGGAGCUUUCAUCGCUUAUUGCCGGCUGGCUGCCAAGCCUCCCAUCAGAAGAUGUGGAAACUGUUGUUUCCAAGCUAGAAGAGUGCGGUGUAGCAACCAUGGAGCAUCUAAAGUACAUUGAGGAGAGCGACCUGGACCUCCUAAACCCAGUGAAUAGAAGGAUCCUUUUGGAAAGGUUUCGCGAAGUCAGUGUGACAACCAAGGCACCCAUACCUGCUGCACAACCUACAGCGAGUGUUCCUCUUCCAAGCACCUCACGUUUCGAGAAUUGGAGCGAAGACUUCUCCAUUCCAUGGGAUUCGUUUCCACAGAGGCUUCUGGAAGCAUGCUACAAGAAUGCAAGGCCAACAAAGUCUGACCUGAACCAAAUGGUGAGGCAAUUGAGUAACAGAAUUAUCCAGGAGAGCUUCUCGCCGGGCAGGCGCCACCUGAGGGUAAUCGCUUCAAAGAUUGUAGCUAAGUAUCCGUUGUCAUUUCAAGACAUGCUGCAAGGCACAGUUAUUGGACAAGGCGUUGAAACUUUGCUCUGGAAACUAGAGAAUUGUGUAAAUAACAAGAAGAGGCCCCUAGCGCAACCUCUUCCAGAAGAGAGCACAUCCGACCCUGAUGCGUUUCAUCAGCCCGCAAAGACAGACCGUCGGGACUCCUACGGAUGCGUGGCCUGGAAGCCUGAGCUGCCUCCAGGAGAGACAGCCUACACUCAGGAUGAAAAGAGAGAACGUCUGGUAACAGAAUAUCGCAGGGUAUCUCGGGAUGAUAGACUAGUCAGAAAACUCAUGAGUGAGACUUACGCAACCCAGAGGCUACUGAUCAACAGCUCCAAGGGGGUAGGCAAGGUGAAAGAGGACUGGCCUUUCCUGUUUGAGGAGCACCAUUUUCUCAAUCAUGCAGAGCUACUGCUCGGAUUCAACGUCAGCGAAGUCUUUGAUGAUAACAUGAAAAAGGUUGGAGUACAACUGUACAGGUACGCCUACAGUCAACUGAAGAACGAGGCUGUGAAGAAGUGCCUUAAGGACAUUGAGGAUGCUAAAAAAACUCUAAAAAAUGUGACCCCCGAAUAUGACAGCACUCCGCUCCUGCUGCUGGCAAUCUUCGGUGAAGACAUUGAAUUGAUCUUCAAAAAUGUUGAGGAGAAUGCCACUGACUCGGAUCUGGGUGAUAUGGACCCAAGCCCGAUCAUAUGUGUUAAAGGAGCCAACAACUACACAGCAAGCGAGUUCACAAUUUGUGUUGACACAGUGCCGGUGAUGACCACAAGCAACAGGGCAGGCUCAUUCAAGUUGAUGUUCCUGCUCUAUUUUGUGUUGAACAUUUCGUUCCCAGAAGAAGUGGGCCUUACACUUGAAUUUAUUCAAAGGGGUAUUGCAAGCAUCAACCCACCGAGGGGCACCAAGAUUCUUAAAAAGAAGAAGAAGCAACACUGUGUGUCACCCGCGGUUGCCAAGCUGAUGGCUUCCCUGGAGGAAUAUGCCUUUUAAGCUGAAACAGUCUUAAAGCCUUCCUGAUUCAAAUAAAAGUGGCCGCCAAGUCAAGCAAACUAAUGGCACUAUCAAGAUUUCCCUGGUGCAAGUUCUCUUCAAUAUUUUUGUCCAUAAAAAGAAUACCAGGUAUAUACUCAGGAAGUGUAUCGUUAAGAGCCCAAGAGGGCAGAGUUAAGAGUCGAAGUAGGUAUGUUCAAUAAAUUCCAUUUAGUCUGAGCCCCAAGCGGGCCAAAGUUAAGAAAUAAAACUGCAGUUUCUAAUAGUCUGUUGAAGACAAGCCAUCUGUUCAGAGCCAAAGCGUGGCGAAUGCAAGAAAUAAAGUGGUUAUUUACAAAUAU
This is a messenger RNA of Ixodes scapularis (black-legged tick), 1999 nucleotides long. RefSeq lists its product as uncharacterized. The coding region runs from base 180 to 1658 and encodes 492 amino acids. NCBI's taxonomy places the organism in Eukaryota, Metazoa, Arthropoda, Arachnida, Ixodida, Ixodidae. The transcript has 7 exons. The record is from RefSeq and is a predicted model, not a curated record.